Cyclopterus lumpus (lumpfish) is the source of this 2835-nucleotide messenger RNA. It is a transcript of the gene scarb2c, whose product is annotated as scavenger receptor class B, member 2c. Bases 142 to 1587 code for a protein of 481 amino acids. Lineage: Eukaryota; Metazoa; Chordata; Actinopteri; Perciformes; Cyclopteridae. The transcript is spliced from 12 exons. Gene Ontology annotation, cellular component: cytoplasm; lysosome; membrane. Gene Ontology annotation, biological process: receptor-mediated endocytosis; protein targeting to lysosome. Gene Ontology annotation, molecular function: scavenger receptor activity. The record is from RefSeq and is a predicted model, not a curated record.
AGUGGUAAUAGGGAAGUAUUUCAUUCCGGAUGUGGCUCUUUGCUCCAGCGAGAAGGUUCCUGGGCCAUCAAAACAAAAACAGCACUCAGGCACAGGCAGUAGCUAUUGUCAUUGAGAGCUACUGCCUUCUGCCGUGUCACCAUGCUGCUGAAAUCAUGUUGCAUUUACAGCGUCGGAGUUUUCUCUAUCCUUAUCUUGAUCUCGGGCAUUGCUCUGGUCUUGUCUGGCGUGUUUCCACGUCUCCUAAAGUCGGUGGUUGAAAAGGAAAUAGUUUUGAAAAAUGGCACUGAGGCGUUUGAGGCCUGGGAGAAUCCACCGGCCCCCAUUUACAUGCAGUUUUACUUCUUUAAUGUGACCAACCCCCUGGAGGUGCUGGAUGGGGAUAGGCCCGCUGUGAUAGAGAUCGGUCCAUAUACUUACAGAGAGUACCGGCCCAUGGAGCAAGUGGACUUCCAGGAGAAUGGCACUAAAGUCGGUGCUGUCAACAUUAAGACCUACAUAUUUCAGAGGAACAUGUCCCGAGGUCCUGAGAGUGAACUCAUCAGGACGAUCAACAUUCCUGCAAUGACGGUGAUGGAGCAAUUCAAGGACCAACCGUUUACAGCCAAUCUGAUCUCCGCCUACAUGAAGAGCACCGGAGACGGCUUGUUCACCACGCGCACAGUGGGAGAGCUGCUGUGGGGGUAUGAAGACGGCCUGCUCACAGCUCUCAAGAAGUUCAAACCUGAUCUGGAUGAUGUUUUUGGACUCUUCUAUAAGAGCAAUGCCUCCAGCGACGGUGAAUAUGUCUUCUUCACUGGUCAGCAAAACUACGAGGACUUUGCCAGAGUGGAUACGUGGAACGGUGACAGCGUGAUGAGUUGGUGGACGUCUGAUGAGUGCAAUAUGAUCAACGGAACCAACGGAGCAUCUUUCCAUCCCGUGGUCACAAAGAAUGAGACUCUCUACAUGUUCUCCUCUGACCUGUGCAGGUCUCUGUACGUUCUGUAUGAGGAGGAAGUGACAGUCAAGGGGAUCCCUGGGUAUCGCUUCAGUCCCCCCAGCAAGGUUUUUGCCAAUAAGACCGUGAACCCAGCCAACGCAGGCUUCUGUGUCCCCGCUGAAAAUUGCCUGGGCUCUGGCGUGCUGAAUGUCAGCCCAUGUAAACAAGGAGCUCCCAUCGUAAUGUCGUCACCACAUUUCUACCAGGCCGAUGAGAAAUAUGUCCAGGGUGUAUUUGGCAUGAGGCCUCAGAAGGAGCAGCAUCAGACUAUGAUUGAUAUCAAUCCGCUCACGGGGAUCAUCGUCCAAGCAGCAAAGCGGCUCCAGGUCAAUGUGAAUGUCGAGAAAAUCCCUGUCUUCAGUCAAACAGGGAAUGUGAGGACAGUGAUCUUUCCUGUGGUUUAUCUCAAUGAGAGCGUCGUCAUUGACGACUCGUCUGCCAGGAAGCUGCAGAAGAUUCUUGUCCAGCGGAACGUCGUGGUGAACAUCCCCUUCAUGCUGAUUGGUCUCGGCAUCAUUCUGGGAGGAGUCUUCAUGUUCCUGAUGUGUCGACAGAAGGUCCCCAUGAGCACUGUCGCUGAACGGCAGCCCCUGCUCUCGUCAUAGCACCAAACAGUAUGUAAAAAGACGGAGGGUAACCAUAUUUAUAGUUUCAAGAAACAGUUUCCAUUAUGAACCACAAGCCCACAUUUUAAUCAAUUUUUUUUAAUCCAACGGUUUUAGGAAACACAGUGAAAAGGUUUGGUACAGGGAUGAGGUUUUUGUCUUCCUUACAAGUCAGUUGUAAUGAUCAUGAAAAUAAUAUCCUUUUUUUUUCAAAUUAAAUCUCAAAUAUUGUAAUUUUUUAAUUACGUUGACUACCAAAUCAAAUUUACAGGAAUUCAAGUGAAAGUGUCAUUGUUUAAAAUUGUGCGUAUGUGUGCGUGUGCGUGUGCGUGUGCGUGUGUGUGUGUGUGUGUUUGUUUGUUUGUUUGUGUGUCCAUACGAUGAAUGGCUAUAGAACUGAAAUAGUUAUGUAGGAAUACGUUCAGCAUGUUUUUUUGUUUUUAGCACGGUCUGGUGAGAUUGUUGAUGCAUCAAUAAGAAAAAAAGUUACACAGCUGUUUCAUGCAAGAGAGAGAUAAAUAUUUCACGUAUUUGUAUUGUCGCAAAACAUAAGCCAAGUAAGUGUAAGCUGUGCAAAGCCAGUGCAUAAUGUUUUAUUACUGAUGUCUUUGAAUCCAUACUGAGCUUUGCUUCCUUUUUUAAACUAUUGCUAACUGGAAUGGAAAUCUAGUAAUCCACAAUAUAUAAAUAGUGUAAUGUUGACUCACAUGCAAAAGUAUUAAACAAUAUCAGUAUAAGGGAGAAGUUUUUGUUUGGUACACAGUACGAUAUCUUCUUUUCCCUAUUGAACAGUCUCAUGUCAGUGAAACUACUGAUGAAUGUGUUGAGAAAUAGAAAUGUGUGUUAUUCCUUUUAACCACUAGGAAUUGUCCAUGACGUGUAUGGCUAAAUGCUGCAAUUCUAAACAGCCUUGUAUCUGUUUAUUGUAACUUUAUUUAAAGUUUUUUUUAGCUUAUUACUGAUUAGAUUAAAAUGAAAUAGAUGUUUUAACCAGAAAUAGAUGUUUUUGUAAUAUCCUAUUUGAAAAAAACACUAUUUCACACACAUCACUGACAGAUCACCUUGUGUUCAUUUUGUUUUGGUCUUUGUUAUUAUGCAACGUAAAUUAUUGUUUACACUACUAAUCUGACAUAGUAAAAUCAAUAUGUAUUCACUAUUGAUGUACUCUCAAUAGGUCACAUACAACAAUGUGCACAUUGUCUUGCCACUUGCUCUAACUUUAAUAAACCUGCUGUGCUUCACAUUCUC